GCCCCUAAAUUGAAUGCAAAAAUAAAAAUACAUAAACCAGAUGCACCAAUAAGGCCAAUAAUAAAUAAUACCAAUGCCCCCACACACAAACUAGCUAAACAUAUGCACCAACAACUACAAACUUUAUUAAACUUAAAAUAUGAAUAUAACAUCACUAACACCUUAAACUUCGCAAACAACAUCAGCAAACUAAAACUAAACCCAGAACACAAACUUCUCACGAUGGAUAUUAAAGAUCUAUAUGUAAACAUUCCAAUAAACGACGUAAUACACAUCACCAACGAUUCACUUAUCCAAAAUCAUAUAGACAAAACCACCAAAGACGAAAUUAUCACAAUCCUCCAAAUGAUAUUGAAUCAAAAUUAUUUCCAAUACAAUGAUAAAUUUUAUAAACCAAACUCGGGUGUAGCCAUGGGCUCCCCUUUAUCAAGUUUAAUGGCGGAAGUAUUCCUACAACACUUCGAACAAAGAAAGGUAAAACUUUUACUAGAAGAUAAACGCAUCAUCUACUACAACAGAUACGUAGAUGAUAUAAUUAUGAUUUAUAACCGAUCAAAAAUAACACCCCAAUACAUUUUAGAUCAAUUCAACAAGCAAAAUAAUAACUUGCAAUUCACACUAAAUGAAGAAGAUAAUAAUCAAAUAACGUACCUAGACUUACAACUAACUAACAACCACGGGCAAGUAAGAAUGGAGAUAUUUAGAAAACCCACAUCGACAGACACAACGAUAAACAAUAAAUCCUGCCAUCCCAAAGAACAAAAAUUGGCAGCAUACAAAAACUGGAUACAUAGAUUAUCCAUCCUACCUAUGGAUAACGCAGCAAAAAAUAAAGAAUUAAACAUAAUUAUUAAUAUCGCGGAAAACAAUGGUUACAAUAAAGAACUCAUCACACGUAUGUAUCAUAAACGUCAACAACAAAAAACAAAGGGCCCCAUUGAAAGAAGAGAACAGAAAUGGGUUUCCUACACAUAUAACGGAAACUACACAAGAAAAAUUACGAAACUAUUCAAAAACACGAACGUAAGGAUAGCUUUUAAAGUAAAUCAUACAUUAGGUAAAAUACUAAACCAAAAACAAAGCAUAAAUUCUUACGAACAAAGCGGCAUAUACAAAUUGACAUGCCAGGAGUGCCAACAGGUGUAUAUAGGUCAAACAGGCAGAAAAUUGAUAACACGCUAUAAUGAACAUAUAAGAAGUAUAAGAUUCAAUAAAAAUGACUCAGCUUAUGCUCAACACAUCUUAAAUAGACAACAUCAAUACGGCCCAAUUUCGCAAAUCAUGGAACUGAUUGAAGUGGCAAGGAAAGGUAAAUUAAUGAAUAUAAAGGAAGAAUAUCAAAUUUACCGCCACUAUAGGGAAAACAAAUUAAUAGAUGAGCAGAAACAGGCAAAAGAGAUCAAUAACCAGAACAGCAUGUUCGACCUCAUUACUACUUGUAUAAACACACCCACCACCACGUCAUAACACACAAGGCCUUAAAUAACACUGACGUAGAUCACCCACUGCAGUACACAACACACAACGCGUAAGACACAUCCGACCAAAAGCAUACACAACCUCAAGUUGACGAUUCCCAUCACCGGGACGAAUCAACAAGAAGGAGCCAAAUUUUAUUUCAAAUGUUUUAAGCUUUUAAAUAUUUUAACAUUGACGGCUCAAUUUGAGAGCAUUCUUUGGAUGGAAUGCAAGAGG
Molecule: messenger RNA, 1695 nt
Organism: Cryptotermes secundus
Lineage: Eukaryota; Metazoa; Arthropoda; Insecta; Blattodea; Kalotermitidae
Exons: 2
Coding region: 103-1467 (454 amino acids)
Source: RefSeq, a predicted model, not a curated record